Anopheles maculipalpis is the source of this 2626-nucleotide messenger RNA. RefSeq names its product protein stoned-A. Lineage: Eukaryota; Metazoa; Arthropoda; Insecta; Diptera; Culicidae. The coding region runs from base 134 to 2626 and encodes 830 amino acids. The record is from RefSeq and is a predicted model, not a curated record. The transcript has 3 exons.
GACCAGCGUCGACGUCCUCGCCAGUUAUCCACGGCAGUGAAACACACCUUCAGUCAACACGCUUGUGACAAAGGCGUUCCUAUGCUUUACCGUACAAGAGGAGACACGCUUCGAUGUCUCGGUAGUUUAGAUAAUGCUUAAGCUACCCAAAGGACUGAAGAAGAAAAAGAAAGGCAAAAAAUCGAAGAAAGAUCAGGAACUUUUCACCGAAGAGGAGCUCGAGCAGUACCGCCGGGAGCACCAGAACCAAUCGGCGCUCAACUCGGCGGCACCAUCGGACAGCGAGGACCAGCCGGGCGGCAGCGAAAAGUCCGAAAACGACGAGGAAUGGUCCAAGUUUGCCGCCCUUACGAGUGGCAUUGAUUCGGUGCUAAAGAAAACCCAGGGUGAUCUAGACCGCAUAAAGAGCACCUCGUUCUUCCAGAAGGUACCGACCAAGGUUGAGCAGGAGGCAAAGGAGCGGGAGGAGCGCGAACGCCGCGAGCAGGAGGAACGCGAACGGGCGGCAGAAGCCGAAAAGGCAAAAGAGGAACAGCGUGCAGCGGAGGAGCUAAUAAACGCUGUCGUUGAGCUAUCGGAAUCGGAACCGAAUUCCGAAGCGGAGGAAGAUAUCUUUGAUACGGGAUACAUCGAUGCGAUAGCAAGUGGUGAACUACCGAUCGCUUACGUACCCGAGUCGCCCGUACUUGAAUCGUUCGAGGGUGAGGACCCGUUUGACACUUCGUACGCGGAAAAGGUUAUCAAGGGACCGGAAGUUUCGAAGCGGGGCAAGAAGAUUGUGAAUAUCGGAUCGGCUGUCGAGGUACUUACUGGCCGGGUUGAGAGUGUUGGUACCGGUUCGACGAAAGGCAAUAGACAGAGGCGUGGAAUACAGAACCUUCUGCUAGCGAGUUUUGACGAGAGUGAGCAGCAGCAGCAGCAGCAGGGACGGUGCGAAGGUGAGCCCAGAUUUGGUGCCGAAGGUAAAUCAGCGGAACAUUCAGUUGGAGUAGCAGAGCCAGCAGCAUUUAGCUUGUUAGAUGAUUCAGCCGAUCUACCGGGGGACGUUCCGAUCGAUUUAAGUGUAUCGUUGCAUCUGACGCUACAAAAACAACAACAAGAACAGCUGCAAGAGGAGAGCGAAACUCACCAGGAAGCAUCCGACACUGUUACCGCUCCGGUACUCGAUCUAGACGAGUUUGACGACCUUAAGAAACGCACAUCAGUCCUCGCUGGAGGUGACGAUUUUGAGCUACUAAUCGGAGACGCCACUGGCUCUAAAGAUCGAGUCAAAGCUGCAGGAAACGCGAACCUACCGGUAGUUGAUUUAGACGAGUUCGAAGACGCUCCUGUAGACGAUCCGUUCGAUACAGGGUUUGUUGAGCGUAUUCUGCCAGCAACAGCCGUUGAGGACGACGAGUUUGAUCCUCGGGCCGAAGAACCAGAAGUACCGGAGGACGACUUUGACUUUGAUCCACGGGCUGCCGAACGGGACGAAAAGCGUCCGAGUACACCGGAUCUCUUCUCCGUCGAUCAGCAUAGUUCGCUGCAAGUGUCGGCAACCGGUUCCGGUACGCUUACCAAAGAUUUGCUCUCUGGCAGCAGUUCAGAUCUAGCAGUUAUCGCUCACGCACCACUCGAGUGUACCGCGGGUGGUGUUCAAGCAGCGUCGGUAUCCACCACAGCGGAUCCAUUCGACACCUCGGACGUUGAGUUUAUUGUUGCGCCGGGUAAGACAGAGCUAAAGUUUCUCGAGGAAGAACUUCUCACGGAUCGUAGUACCGGUCUGAGCCACUCGCUCAGUGAUCCUGACUUUGAUCCGCGUGCCGAGGCAGAGGAAGAGGCUCGCACAGCCCAGGAAGAGCAACGUACGGAGGAAGACUUUCAAUCACUAGCGCAGCGUAAAUCAUCGCUCAGCCUACACAUCGGCAACGGAGGCGCAUUAGGUGGUGGUGCUAAUCGUAGCAAGUCGGUAGUGUUUGCAGUACCAACGCCGGAUCUACUGAAGCUCGACGGAGAGCAAUCAAUUGCGAAGAAACCACUAACACCAUACUACAAUCGUGAACCAUCGCUACCGGACGUAGAGGCGGAUCCGUUUGACACAUCGUUUGUGCCGUCGGUAGCACCGACCCAGCUUGAGCUAAGCUUGCUAGAGCAGGAACUGAACAGUGCAUCGCUGCACCACAGUCUAUCCGAUCCGGAGUUUGAUCCGCGUGCCGACUCAUCCCCAGCAGCAGCACCUACCGCCCGUUCGGAUCUGCUUGGUGUGAGUGAGGAGGAGCAUUUGCAGAAGGUGUUAACACCGGCUCGUGGUGGGGUUGCAGUUGAGGCGGAUCCUUUCGAUACAUCGAUCGCAGUAAAUUUGCAGCCAGGUCGGGCCGAAUUGAAGUUACUCGAGGACGAGCUCAUACCACCGGUCGCCAAGGAUAGUAGUGUGGUGUCGGAUAUCCUGUCCGACGGUGCACCGGAAGCUAGUUCCGUCUUUGUGAAGGUAUUAACACCGCAAGCCAGCAACAGUUCGCUCGAUCUCGGUCUUGGUGGUGCUGAGGCGGAGGACAUCGAUCCUUUUGAUACAUCGUUUGUGCCGAGCUUGGGACCGGGACGGGCAGAAAUUAAGCUGCUCGAGAGUGAGCUAAUUGAUCAGUAG